This is a messenger RNA of Paramuricea clavata, 3384 nucleotides long. Lineage: Eukaryota; Metazoa; Cnidaria; Anthozoa; Malacalcyonacea; Plexauridae. The record is from the annotation of a GenBank genome assembly.
GUUCCAUCGGAGGUGCGACCAUAUUUCUAUUUGAUAUAAAAAGAAAAUUGGGAAAAUCGAACUUAGAUUUUGGGAAAGUGGAAACACCAACAAUAACAAAACAUACUAAAUUUCUGGGAAAAACAGUUGUCACGAGACGUACACUGUCAGGAUCAAAUACAACGAAAACACUUCAAGUCUCGUCAUGCAAAAUUAUUUCUUCUUUUCGUCUCAUGUUCUGUUGUUAUUCAAAGAAUGGCAAAUAGACAGUGUGGGUGUUUUGGUUGGCGCUUUCGUGGGUUUAUUUUUGUUUACAUUUCUGUACGAAAUUGCAAGUUUUUAUCAGUCGCGCUAUGCUAAUGGUGGGGCUAUAAAUUCAACCAGAAGCGACCAGACUCGAUGCAACGAAAGCGAAGAACCUUAUAGCUAUGGUACUUUUAGAAGUGGUCAUCCGAGGACAGUACCAUCAAGUGAAGACACGGAAAAUAUAAUUCCUCUUCAUGUGCGUGUAAAACUUGCUUUGACAUCAAGAUAUAUCUGGAGCAGUUUGUCAUUUCCAUUCAUGGUGGCUGCAAAUUAUUUCAUUAUGCUGGCUGUGAUGACUUACAAUGCAUGGUUGUUGAUAGCAGUGUGUUUGGCAAGUGGUUUAGGAUACUUUCUGCUCCGUGCUGAUAAUGAUAUUCCACCUGUGAAACCUCAAAAUGAUGGUAAGCAGUGUAACAUUGUCAGGACCGCCCACAGCUUUUUUGGAGCCAAGGGCAACACUCUGUUUGGGGCCCCACCCAAUGCUGCAGGAAUGUUAAUAUUUUCUUUAACAUUGGAGGAGGCCUUAAGCCUGGGGCCCAGGGCAAGUUGCCCCUUUUGCCCAACCCCCCUCCUGGGUGGCUCUGAGUGUUGUCAGGUAGCUGUGGUGUGAAGGGUGUACUAACUACCUGAAAAAUAUAAGCAAGUAAUUAUGAUGAAGGGCCUUGGCUCAAAACAUUGAAGUUUUGCUUAUAAUUUUCAGAUUAUAGUUGUAUGUGGCUUUGGUGGCCAAGUGGUUAGCACACUUGCUUUUCACCUCUGAGGCUGCAGGUUCAAGCCUCAGUGAGAACUUUCUCAAUGUGACUUGAACCCAGUCCUCAUGUGAAAAGAGUAAAAGUCAACGCUCUGCCAAAAGUCGUGGGUUCUCUCCGGGUACUCCGGUUUCCUCCCACAGGGAAAGUUGACAGGGUGGGUUAGGUAAAAAGGGCCCACAGUAAUUGGCAUAUGCUGUUGUGGUGACCCUGCCCUAGUUGGCAAAGCUAAAUAAAUAAAUACCCUUCACACCACAGCUGUCUUUUAUCACCACUACCUUAGACUGGCACCAACCUUUUGAAAUGUUAUCAGGGGUGCCUAAACCUCAGGUGCAGUGGGGGGGGGGGGCAGUUGCCUUCUCCACUCUUCACCCAUGGGGACCACUGAUCUAGAAAUGGUUAAGUAUUUCUAGAUCAGUGAUGGGGACAAUCAAGGGUAAACUGUUCCAAAUGCUUAUUGCAUGAUUGGACCGUUGCCUUUCAAAUCGAGAUUCUCCCCGAUUCCCUGCACAGACAACAGAGUUGGUUGAGAUCUCUGAUUGGAGUGUGAUAUCCAGGGAUGAGCCGAUUACUGAAAUUGCAGAUUAGCCGAUUUGAUUAAUCGUUGGCCAAUAAUACCAAAUAAUCAGCUGAUUAAUCAGCCAUAGCCAAUUAUUCACAUUUACCAGUAGGCAUUAGUUGUUCAGGUGAACCACAAAUGCUUUUGAGUGUUAAAAUCAAACUUCAGAAACUAAUGUAGCAAAGCACUUGGCUACAGUAUCUCUGGCAUUCAUUCACGUCUCUUCCUCCCUUCUAAAGCUAUAAAUACAAAUUGAAAAGUUUUCCACUUCUUUUUCAUGACAUUCUCUUUUGUCUCAUGUAAUGGUUGUCUGUGCACACAAUGUUUUCCACUAAGAGGAAAUCCUGCUACACACAUGGUCAUGGGGGUCACAUGAUUGUAUAAGUGUAAAUUUUCCCACUUAAUCGUGUUUCCCAUGAAGAGAUAAGAGAGGAGAUAAAUGCAAGAUGGUAUUUAUACAUAUUUGUGUUGCAGCUGCAUGUCGCUCUAUAACGUGAAAAGAUUGUUAAACAUGUGCAAAAAGCCAAAAACACAAUGAAUACACAGAUUUUCAUUUAUUUCUAAUGAAAAAAGAAAGAGAGAGAGAGAGACUUUGUUUAUAGAGGAUGACACUUGACAGUACGAACACUGAUGACUCCAUGGUCCUCUGGAAACCUAUGUGCCUAACCCACCCAUGUCAACUUUCCCUGUGGGAGGAAACAUGGAGUACCCAGAGAAAACCCACGACUUUCGGCAGAGCGUCGACUUUUACUCUUUUCACAUGAGGUCUGGGUUCGAGUCACAUUGAGAAGUUCUCACUGAGAUUCGAACCUGCAGCCUUAGAGGUGAAAGGCAAGUGUGCUAACCACUUGGUCCAACUGGUCAAUAAUCGGCAAGUGGCCGAUUACACAGAAAUAAUUGGUUGAUUAAUCGGCUCAUAUCCCUAGUAAUAUCUGUUUCCAGUAGAGGAUUAUAAGAGGUACCGAAAGAAGGAAAUGAACUGACACAUGUAUCCAUCAGAGAGAUCCAUGCCAUUGUUUGAUUUGAGAAUUUGAUGAAAAAUCUGAUCACACAUGAAUUCUGAUUUCAGUCCUUUUAUAUGUUGAUUGGUCAAUUUGAUGGCAGGGGAGCACUUUUCACUUGGCCCCCUACUUAAAAGGGGCCCUUAAAAUUUCUGGAUAGAAGAUCACUUUUAUACUGAGAAUAUAAACCCUAGCUGCGUUAGUGCUGGAUAAUAUUCAAUAAAGUGUAAUAUAUUGUAAAACACAGCUUCUCCUGUUUUACAAUUACGAUAUCUUCCCCCCUGGGACGAUAUGUUGUAAAAAAUAUUUUUUAUAUUUUAGGCACGACGACACCACUUUUAUCCAGUGAUGAGAAACUUGUAUUACAUGCAUAAGUAUGCUUACGUGAUGUGGCAACCAUAGCGAUGCUGCCAAACUAUGAAUAUUGAUAUAUGGGAAAUUGAAACAUUAAAAAAGUAUUAUAAAUUGUAAAUUAAGUAUAUAUUUUUAUAUUUUUACAUAAAAAUAACAAAUGUUGAAUUAUUCGUGUGUAGAAUAAAUUAGCUGCAAGUAUAUUUUCAUUUUUUGGCCAUUAUUCAUAGAAUACCUGGGUCUGGUACUUUCCUAACAAUGAUAAGAAUUACAUGUAGCAAUACUGAUUAGAGGUUAGAUGGUCAAUUAGAACUAAUUAAAACACAUACAUAUUAUAGAAGGCUUUACCGUAAUUGGAAUUACAAGUUAACUUUAUUGGCAAAUUAUUUGUAUAUGUUAAUAUUUACGUUUUCCGAAAUUUUGAAAUAUGUAAUAUAAG